AUGGCAGAGUACAAAGCCUUCACGGGCUACGCGCGUCGCCUCGGCGACGAUGGUCAAGUUGUGCAGGAGCGCACGGCGAUCGUCGAGGUGCCAGUUAGUCUCGAUGAGAGCGCUCAGCUCGAGGAGACGCAGGGCGCGGAGCUCGAGUCGACGCCCCCGAGUGCUUUCGAGAAGGCUGGGGGAACGCUCGAGGAGAUGGGCGUAGUCGCAUCAGCGUGGCAGCUGCAGCCCGACAAGUACAACGGCAAGCUCAUCGACUCCGUGGACACCUUUCUCCUGAGGAUCGCCGAGACCAAGACCAUGGUUCUCACCGAGCCUGAGUUCAUCCAGUCAGUGGAGGAUCUCUACGAUGAGUUCAAAGAACUGAACCUGCACAUCAAGACGUUCAACCAGCCGAGGCGCUCCGUCAAGCGGCAUGCCAGCGACCCGCCCGAUUGCGACGACACGGCGGGCUGCGACACGUUGCCAGACACGAUGCCAGACACGUUG
Prorocentrum cordatum is the source of this 489-nucleotide messenger RNA. The record is from the annotation of a GenBank genome assembly. Lineage: Eukaryota; Dinophyceae; Prorocentrales; Prorocentraceae.